This is a messenger RNA of Diplodia corticola, 390 nucleotides long. RefSeq lists its product as uncharacterized. Bases 1 to 390 code for a protein of 129 amino acids. The record is from RefSeq and is a predicted model, not a curated record. The transcript is spliced from 2 exons. Lineage: Eukaryota; Fungi; Ascomycota; Dothideomycetes; Botryosphaeriales; Botryosphaeriaceae.
AUGGCCCGGAACAGCGUCGUGUUUGGCGGAUUCGGCAACAAGGCUGGCAACGGAGCCGGCGAUAGGAGCGAGGCAGCCAACACCGACAACGGCGAAAUAGUGCUGCAACGGCGCCGGCGCAGCUCGAUCAAGGUGCAGGGCAUCAUGUCGAGCUUCCGCAGGCUGUGCGACGGCGUGCAGCGCCAGACGGCGACGGUGCGCAGUCGCAGCGGCAGCAACGGAUCCACCAGGUCGGACUUUUCGAAGAAGAGCAGCAGGUCGACGGAGAACCUCGUGGCCACUGCAGAUGAAGACAGCUGGGACGCGAAGAGCAAGCAUUCGGUGAGAAGUUUCCAGAAACUCGACAUCGUCAACUCGUGGGGCAUGGUGAUCGGCCAUGGGAAGGGCUAG